UUUAACUAAGUACAUUUACUCAGUUUUACUUCAGGUAUUAAGUAUUUAAUAGAGUGUAAAUACGUUUACUGCACCGCACCUGUGCGACGGCUUCAGGUACCUCUCAUCCAGGAACAUCAGAUACAACAGAGAAAACACUUGACUGCAACAUGAGUACUUUUACUGCAGUAAGGUUUGAAUGCAGGACUUUCAGUUGUAGUGGUGGUAUUAGUACUUCUACUGCAGUAAAGUACACGGCUGCUGUACAGAGAAGACGUGCAGCAUUUGUGAGCCGCUGAUAAUCACACCUGUCUGCAUGGACAGUGUUUCACUGUGUACUGCAGUACUACUACGUACCGUUGUAUGUAAAACGCACAAAGAACAGCAUGCUUUUAUUUUGACAUACUGUGGACACGUCUUCAAGUGUACAGUGUACAAAUACUGCGCAAGCAGGAGUACAGUCCACCAGCAGUACUGUAAUCCUGCAGUACUGUCUCCGUAUGCAGUACUACUACACUGUAGUGAGCCGCGUCUCUCCGGACUGACCUCAGAUCUGUGUUCUGAACACAGCCUUUGUGAUUUUAGAUAAGUGAGGAGUAAUGAAGGUCUGCUCCUGAGAGAACGUUGGACCCUUCAGGACCCAGCUCAGGUCUGAUAUCGGCGUGUUUACGUCCUGCUCUCUGAAUAUCGGUCGACCUGAAGGUGACAGGUGGAAUCCUGCAGGUGGGCGGAGGAACAAAAACGUCUUUGUGCUUCAGCAGAACCGGUUCAGCAGGUCUGGACCAGACCUACAGGUCCUGGUUUUUGUGUCUCAGGGUCCCCUGUCGGAAGUGGAUCAGGUCUACAAGUUCACGUUCGUCAUAAAAGUUUUGUGUUUGUGUCUGCGGGGCGCCGUCUGUACGCUCACUCUGUUGUACUCUGUAAGUUUGUGUACUUGUACUUUACGUGAGUACUAAGACUGCUUUAUACUGUACUUGUCUGCCGGGUUCUGUGCUUUGCAGAUGUACUAGGUUGAAAAUCUGAGAGUUCAUCUAGUGUCCUCUCCAGUAAGUAUAUGUGUCUAAAAACACCUUGUGGUAUUUCUACUUUUACUUAAUAAGUACUUGUUCCACCUCUGGUCCUGGACGGGAUCGUACUGAGUACCUGCUCCUGUUCCUGCUCUGUGUUGGUUCUCUUGUUUUCCAUCGUGAGAGAGCUCGGCCUGUUUUAUAACCUUUGGUUUCUUACAGAAGUUUACGAGCUGCACUUGAAGGCACCACGCUCCAGUUCACUUGUUAUUUAGAUUUUCUAUCAUGAACCUGUUUUGUUUUGGUGGUCGUUGCUCCGACGCUCCCCAGGGGCCGUGGAGGCGUCACGGUGCGACCACGUGGUCGCGCCUCUGCGCUGUGAUUGGCUGCUGCUCGUCGGCUCUGCGGAGCUCAGUGCGGCAGAGAGCUCCAGCACAGCGGGGACUCGGCUGCGUCCUCACCGGCUCUCACCGCCGCAUCUCCCGUGAUGAGAAAGCGGACACCGACCGCGGAGCGUGACAGCGGGACCACCGGCACUCUGCUGGACAGCGUCCCGGACCUGAAGCAGCGCCCCGGCAGCGGAGCAGCGGGGCCCGCAGCGGGCGGCCGGCAGGGCCCGGGAGAGGAGGGGAGCAUGGGGAAGCCGUUCCGGAG
Molecule: messenger RNA, 1640 nt
Organism: Micropterus dolomieu (smallmouth bass)
Lineage: Eukaryota; Metazoa; Chordata; Actinopteri; Centrarchiformes; Centrarchidae
Product: lysophosphatidylserine lipase ABHD12-like
Source: RefSeq, a predicted model, not a curated record